AUGCAUGACAGAGAGAUUGAUGAAGCUGAUAUUCCUCUCCCUUCAUGUCCUCUCCUUCUCAACAAAUUUUUGCCGGAGGAUGAAGUGAGUGGCGGCUCACAGUGGUCCAUGGUAGAAACUGCCAUCUCCUCCAGUGAGAACAUCGAUGUAACGCCUCAAAACAAAACGUGUUCAACACCAACCCCCUUCUUUUCGGCUCAUGAUUUCGAAUCUGAGAUUGUAUCCUUCAAACGGAACCUCACAUGUAUAGAUCGGAGACUACAUCUUUCGAACCACUUCAAGGGUUUCAAACCGGUGUCUGGGGAUCAAGAUCCCACGGUAACACAAGGAGGAGCUCUGACGAGAAUCUAUGGAUUACGGUAA
Vicia faba (fava bean) is the source of this 363-nucleotide messenger RNA. Lineage: Eukaryota; Viridiplantae; Streptophyta; Magnoliopsida; Fabales; Fabaceae. The record is from the annotation of a GenBank genome assembly.